Molecule: messenger RNA, 2190 nt
Organism: Coccinella septempunctata (seven-spotted ladybird)
Lineage: Eukaryota; Metazoa; Arthropoda; Insecta; Coleoptera; Coccinellidae
Gene: Trc8
Product: protein TRC8 homolog
Exons: 3
Coding region: 91-2016 (641 amino acids)
Biological process (GO): ERAD pathway
Cellular component (GO): endoplasmic reticulum; endomembrane system
Molecular function (GO): ubiquitin protein ligase activity
Source: RefSeq, a predicted model, not a curated record
UGACUAUUUUGACAUUCACGAUUUUGCUUUCAACCUCUGUGGGUAGGAACAUCAAAUUUUACCGUAAUUUAAAAACCUAUUUGCAAUGAAAUGUCGCUCCGUUUAAGAGUGCUAAAUUUGGUAGAAAUAGUGCUACGAGUGCCACCCCUAUUCGUGAUUGAUGAGAUACUGAAGGCUGGACUGGGAAUAAACUCGUUUACCAACCACGAUUUUCCACUUUUCGAGGAGAAUUUCUACAAGACUUCCAGCCAGAAUUUCACAACAGCCUCGCAGUACAAUCCUCUGCUCUACAGAUUUGUUGUUAUCGGUUUAAUUAGAUUUAUUCUCAGUGCAAUAGGAUGUGGUAUAGCACUAUGUCUCUUCAUGCUCAACACCAAGCACCUGAUGGUGGUCUAUAUGUAUCUGAUGUCUCUUGGCGUGGUUUUUAUGUCAUACUGGACGAACACAACGACUGUCAACCUCCUGGCGAACUCCACAGAUACCACAACAGCCCCUUGGGAUAUCCUCGAGCACAUUUCGAUUUUGGACUACAGCGGCCUAUUUAGGGAAAAUGGACCGGCUCUCCACCUCACCCAAAACUGCAUUUUCCAAGCGGUGCUGUCCUACGUAUUUGUGAACAUCCAUCUGGGACCUAGAUAUCCCUCGUUGCAGAAGUUGCUGCCCAUGACCUUCUUCGCUCCAAUUUUCGUCGCCCUGCUGCCUCUGCCUCAAGCGGUCUUGACCCAUUCGCCCAUAGUUUCAGCCCUGUUGCCCUUAGCCUUGAUCAAGUUCGUCCUGUGGACGUCCUUGGUGUCCAUCAUACACACCGUCUACAACGGCUAUCUACACGCUAGAAACUUUGUCUCGAACUUCGGCAUGUCCGCCUUGGUAGAGGCGGAAUGGCUCAGAUUGAACGUGCCCGAGGUACUGAGGACCUUCUGGCUGCUGAGGGUCAUGGAGCACACCAGCAUCUUCUUCCUAUCCGGCUACUGGGACGCACAGGACGGCUACUCGCCCUAUUUCAGACUGAUGAAAUAUCUGAUGGUCACCGGUUGCGAUACCGUGUCCGCGGUAUUGGGAAUAACCAGUAUAGUAUCUUACAUCUGUAGCUACAUCGGGAAAUUGUUCCAGUGGAUACUGCUGACGGAAGACGAUAACGACAAGAAUAUCGGAACCGUUUCCGCCAUCGUCUUUUACAUAUUGGCCUUGCAGACUGGCCUAACCAGCUUGGAGCCCGAAGUUCGAUUCGUACGAUUGUGCAGGAACUUCGGGUUGCUGUUCACCGCCAUACUCCACUUUAUACACAACGUAGUUAAUCCUCUGCUCAUGUCGCUGAGCGCGUCUCACAACCCGUCUCUGCGAAGACACAUCCACGCCCUCCUCGUCUGCGUCCUCUUGGUGGCCCUACCGCUGAUCCUGAUGUUCUACCUCUGGUCUACGCAGGAGACGUCCACGUGGCUAUUGGCGGUGAGCGCAUUCAGCAUAGAAGUGAUCGUGAAGGUAUUCGUAUCUCUCGCCAUCUACGCCCUGUUCCUCUUAGACGCCAGAAGGGAGACCUUCUGGGAGAAACUGGACGACUACAUAUACUACAUAAGAGCCUUCGGCAACACCAUAGAGUUCUGCUUCGGCAUCUUCCUCUUCUUCAACGGCGCCUGGAUCUUGCUGUUCGAGAGCGGGAGCGCCAUCAGGGCCGUCAUGAUGUGCAUCCACGCCUACUUCAACAUCUGGUGCGACGCAAAAGCCGGCUGGUCAGUCUUCAUGAAGAGAAGGACUGCGGUGAACAAGAUCGAAAGUCUGCCGGACGCCACCGAGCCGGAACUCUCUGACUACAACGACGUGUGCGCCAUCUGUUAUCAGGAGAUGCGAUCCGCGAAGAUCACGCGGUGUAGACAUUUCUUUCACGGCGUGUGCCUCAGGAAGUGGCUGUACGUGCAGGACCGCUGUCCGUUGUGUCACGAGAUUCUGCACGGCAUCAACGCGGACGAAAAGGGACAGAUGGGGUUGCCGCGGAACGCCAUAGCCGAGGGUGACAGGUGAUAGGAUUAGACUCGUGUUAUUUAUUGUGAUUUAGGUCGAUAAGGUGGAGAUGGGACGAGAUCGCCACCAAGAUCAAACGAUGCGACUACUGGCAAUUCCGCCAAAACCCUCAACUUAACCUAUUAAGUUGUCAGAAUACGUCACAUGGGAUUGUUAAGCGAAAACAUAAAUCUC